Capsicum annuum is the source of this 1248-nucleotide messenger RNA. RefSeq lists its product as uncharacterized. Bases 314 to 619 code for a protein of 101 amino acids. The transcript is spliced from 3 exons. The record is from RefSeq and is a predicted model, not a curated record. Lineage: Eukaryota; Viridiplantae; Streptophyta; Magnoliopsida; Solanales; Solanaceae.
AAAAGAGCACACUUUUCAAACUGAGAAAUGUGAGUAGUUCGAUUCGUCCCUCACCUAGAGGUGAUGAUAAUAUGACUUUACUAAAAUGAUCACCAACGCUGAUUAGCUAUUAUUGAUGGCUACGGUUUUUUUUUGCCACUUUACCGAAUGUUUCCGAGUUGAACUUAAAUUGAUCUACUUCUGCAAUGGUUUUUUUCUCAUGUACUACAUAGUUAAUCAUAUCAUCUAGAGAACGUAGACACUCUCUUGUGAAGCUAAUUUAAUCACUUUCAGGAUAUGACCUCAGGGAAUUUACAGAAGAAGGUCACAUCUGAUGAAUAUGUUCCCAGUGCACCUCCAAUUUGCAGUCCUGCUGCAGAAAUCAAAGAAGUUGAUGGACGGAUCCCUGCCUCUAGAGCAGCUAAUAUGCAAUCUAUGGCAGAAGAUAUUGGUCUCUCAACUAAGGACGACUGUUGCUGAAAGUGGCGGGCGUCAGGUUCUUUUCCGGCUCGCCUUCCAACUUUUCAUGCCAAGUGCGUUGGGCCCGUGGCAUCGCGUGCUCCCGUAUGAUGCGCGUGUUCGGCUUUGCCUACAUGCUUGGGCUAGGGGCUGCGUAGAAGCUUCAAUGUUUGAAAAGUGAAUGUGUUCUCUUAAGGAAUUCAUUUAGGUCAGUUUUUUCUCCUGUUCCAUGAUAUUGAGCCGUUGUUGUGAUCUUUUUUGACUUUAGUGUCAUUUUGAGAGGAAAUCUAUGACAAACACCGAGUCUAUAACAAACAUUGAUAUCACUUGUAGCAUCCUAUCAUUUUCUUAUAUUUAGUCUUGCAGAGAUGAUAGUUUUAGCUUUUUCUUGCUCCAUCUCGCUGUGUUACAAUUAUUCUUAUUCUACAUGCAAAGAAGCUUUCUGGAGUCUUAUUUACCUCUCAAGGAACCAGCUGGGUAAUUUAUAAAUGCUUUGUUGAUCACAUUUUAGAAAAAUAGAACUUGAAUUCUUGGGUAUGUUGUUGUUGUUGAAUGUUCAGACACUCUAUUUGUCUAACUUCUGUUUUAUCCCAAUUUUGUUUUAAACAAUGUUUGAACGUCUUUGUCGCUUGUCAACAACGUGUGAUAUUUUUCUUUGAUCAGAUUCGUGUCUCUUAAUCUGUCAUAUCUGUGUUUUUCAUUAAUUUCCGAAUUUUGAUUGUUAAUUAGUUUUUUAAGUUAUUUUCUUGAUUGAAGGUCACUAAUUCUUGAAGCCUUCUAUUAUAAUACUAUCUGUAUUUUCAUUUAUUU